Messenger RNA from Prosopis cineraria, 2170 nucleotides. RefSeq names its product heterogeneous nuclear ribonucleoprotein Q-like. Gene Ontology annotation, cellular component: nucleus. Bases 307 to 1821 code for a protein of 504 amino acids. Gene Ontology annotation, molecular function: mRNA binding. The transcript has 10 exons. The record is from RefSeq and is a predicted model, not a curated record. NCBI's taxonomy places the organism in Eukaryota, Viridiplantae, Streptophyta, Magnoliopsida, Fabales, Fabaceae.
AAGAAAACUUCAAAGGACGAAGAAAGAGGGCUUCUAGGGUUCGUUUCAUUCGCACGUUACUUCCCUUGAGCUCUCCAAGGUUCAAUGUAAAAUCGUAUCUCACGAAUUUUUUUCGAUUGGUUCCUUUCCCCAUCUGAUUAUCUCCGACUUUUUUCGGUUUUGCUUCCAGUUCAGCUCUUCGCACCCUACCCACAUUUCCUUCCUAUCGCGUACUACUUCUUCAGGAAGGUUCCCCGAUUGGAAUUCUUCUGGCCUCUGUGCCUUCUUCACAGUUGCCUCACUAGCUUGUUUACUUAGUUCUAUAAGAUGCCACGAGGAAAGGCAAAUUCUUCAUCAGUUGCUAAGCCUUCUGAACCUGAAAAGCCAACUGAGUCUGAUGAGAAGGUUGAUCUUGAUGAAGAAAAUGAUCCUGAGGAAACGAUGGAAGAAAUUGAAUAUGAAGAAGUAGAAGAAGAGGAAGAGGAGGUGGAAGAGAUAGAAGAGGAGGUGGAAGAAGAGGAGGAAGAUGAAGAAGUUGAAGAAGAAGAAGAAGAUGAUGAUGAUGAUGCCGAUCAUGUUGAUGACACUGACACCAUGCAAAACAUUAGUGGUGAUGAGGCAAAGGUGGAAGAUGAUGAUGAGAAGAAAAAGCAUGCAGAACUUCUCUCUCUUCCUCCUCAUGGGUCUGAAGUUUACAUUGGUAGCAUUCCUCAUGAUGCCUCAGGUGAGGAUUUGAAGGCUUUUUGUGAGUCUAUUGGGGAAGUUAUGGAGGUUAGGGUUAUGAAAGGAAAAGAUUCUGCUGAAAACAAGGGUUUUGGUUUUGUGACCUUCAAAAGUGUGGAAUUGGCUUCUAAAGCCAUUGAAGAACUGAAUAAUAAACAAUUUAUGGGUAAAAAGAUAAAAUGUUCAUCAUCUCAAGCAAAACACCGACUUUUCAUUGGUAAUGUUCCUAGAAGCUGGGGAGAUGAGGAUCUAAGGAAGGUUGUAGCUGAGAUUGGGCCUGGAGUUACAACUGUGGAACUAGUUAAGGAUAUGAAGCACCCAACAAACAAUCGUGGUUUUGCUUUUGUCGACUAUUAUAAUCAUGCAUGUGCUGAAUAUUCAAGGAAAAAGAUGAUGAAUCCAAAAUUCAAGCUAGGUGACAAUGCUCCAACAGUGAGCUGGGCUGACCCUAAAAAUUCUGAUUCCUCUGCUGCAUCUCAGCAGGUGAGGGCAGUAUAUGUUAAGAACUUACCUAAGGAUGUAACUGGAGAUCAACUAAAGAAGCUUUUCGAACACCAUGGAAAGAUUUCAAAGGUGGUUCUGCCGCCAGCAAAGUCUGGGCAGGAAAGGAACAGAAUUGGCUUUGUACAUUUUGUGGAGAAGUCAAGUGCUAUGAAAGCACUUAAAAACACUGAAAGAUACGAAUUAAAUGGUCAAGUUUUGGAGUGCUCUCUAGCAAAGCCACAGGUUGACAAGUCGGGAGGAUCAAAUACACAGAAGUCAGGAUUGCUUCCAGGCUACCCUCCCCAUGUUGGUUAUAAUUUGAUUGGAGGUGCCUAUGGUGGGCUAGGCGCUGGAUAUGGUGCAGCAGGUCUUGCACAGGUGGCACAUUCGAAUCCCUUGCAGCCCAUGAUACAUGGAAGGGGUCCUGCUCCAAGUGGAAUGGCCAUGAUGCCCAUGCUUUUGCCAGACGGGCGAAUUGGAUAUGUCCUGCAACAACCAGGAAUGCAGCCACAGACCCCACCGUCACAUCAGAGAGGCGGCAGGAAUGGAGGGAGUGGCAACAGGAACUUCGGCAGUUCAAGCAAGGGAAGGCACAACAAUGCUAGUGGCCAAGGGCGCAGAUACCGUCCAUAUUAGAUGGUCCCUGAAUUUCAAGCUUGCUUGGUGUCUUGACAUCAUCAAAAUUUAUCUAAGUGUGCUAUAACAUUGUUUUUAUUAACUAUACAAUUUUGAUAGUCUCUGUAUUGAUUACAUAGGAUGUAAGGAUUUACUUUUAUUUGAGCUCUGCUCUUUCUAUGUUGAUAGUUAAUCCCAUAAAUUCGUACUUCUCUUCUGUUUUCUCCCUAGAAGGCCUGAACCAGCUAUUUAAUUCUAUAUAGAAUGUUCAUUUAGAUAAUAAUAUACUUUGGGUUCCCUCUACUAGUACAGAUGUUUUGAUGGAGAGAGCAGAAGUAGAGAACUGUUUAAAUUAUCGGAUUCUUGUUAA